AUGGCGUUCCAAACAAGCGUUUUGAGAGACGGCGAGUGGGUCACCGAAACCGUCAACCUCCACGCCGCUCUGCAACAAGCCUCUGCCUCAGCGUCUGGCCCCAUGCCGGUCCUCGAAAAGCCUCCACGGCCACCCAUAUGCGGCAUCCUAUCCAGAACUGUAGUCGAGAGCCCCAUCGUUCAUUGGGUCCUGCCCGUUCGCCUGAGGUCGAAGGCGCACAAUGACAUCGCUUUCAUAGGAGACCACUUCGUGCAGAUAAAUGAGCUCCGCAGCGAUGGCCAGCUGCACCAGGUCGCCCGAAAAUGCGACUUUGGCGCAAGGAUCCGUAGCGCCGCUGUGCUCGGUGACCCUCUUGAACACGGUCUCGACGACGAAACCUCCGAUGCCAUAGUAAAGGCAGAGGAUUCCGACACAGCCAUGCCGGACGCCUCAGAAUCACCGGCAUGUGCACGUGAAGGGCUGCUACCCCCGAAACUUCUAGUACUGGCGCUUGACACGGGGGACAUCGUCUUCCUCUUCUUGAAAAAGUCUCGCCACUCUACUCUCGAGUUUGUUGUGUCCAAGUACAAGACGCCAAGGAAGAUAUCCUUCUUAGGGUUUCAUCUCGCCGUGGACCCAUCGUCUCGUUACAUGGCUGCCUCGUCCCCAGACGGCAUUCUCGUCAUGUACGAAAUCAACGACAUGUCGACCCUCAACGCCCAGUACAAGUCGACGGGGUCCUUUGCGCCAGUCAAGUCUGUCCGACUCCGGGCGAUACAUGGUGUUGUACACAAGCUGGAGUUCCUGUACCCCCGGCUCGCGGAUGACUACCACAUCAUUCUGAUCCUGAUAGUGAUCCGGGAGGAUAGGAGGCACGCCGAGCCCGUGACCCGUAUGGUCACCUACGAGUGGGAGGUUGGCGACAGCCUCAAGGAGGUCUUUGCAGAGGAAAAAAUGGGCAACAGGCUGCCCAAAGAACACAAGAUGCCACUACUUCUGAUCCCGCUCAGGUUCAACAACGCCUUCUUCACCGUCUCCUCGAAGUUUGUCGGCAUUGUCAAAGAUUGCCUCUCUGGAGCUCCGGUCUUCGAGUCAUUGCGUACCGACCCUCCCAGCCGAACAGACUUGCACCAGGGCUCUGCUGCACCAUUAUGGACCGCAUGGUCACGUCCAUUUCGGCGAAGGGGCUACUUCGAGCGGACGGACAUCAUCUAUCUCGCGAGAGAAGACGGUGCCAUCAUUCACAUCGAGAUUGAAGCAAACGACCUCGUGCCUUCUGUGACCAACGUUGGGUGCCUGAAUUCCAACAUCAACACGGCUUUUGCAACGGCGUAUGAUGUCUUCUCGGAUAUCCUGAUCAUCGGGGGCGACUCCGGACCCGGAGGUGUGUGGAAGCUUGCGCCUCGGUCUGAGCUUGAGCAAGUUAGCAUCUUGCCAAACUGGUCACCUGUUGUAGACGCUGCCACAAACGCUCCUCGACCCACAAUCGAAAACGUGGUCAAUACAUCUGGAGAGGGACGACAGCCGAACCCUCAAAAGGCAAUGCCGAGACCAGAGACUCUCUUCACAGCGUCAGGUCGUGGGCUGAAGGGGAGCGUAACGCAAUGGCGAUGGGGCGUCCAGGGGAGAAUUGGCCUUGACAUUGAAACCGGCGAGCCCAUCAGACAGUCUUGGGCAUUUGCGCUGCAGAGCCAGGGUCGACGCGGCUUGUCGGCACUACUAUCUCUCCCCCAUUCGUCCGCAGUCCUUUCCUUCUCCGAGGACUUCAAUCAGGUCACGCCACUCACCGGCGAUGAUACCCCGUUUGAUGUCACUUGCCGGACAUUGGCUGCUCGGGAAUCACCGUCGGGAACCAUCGUUCAAGUCACGGAACGCCUCGUAACGCUCAUAAACGGCCAGGCGUGCUCACGGUUCUCGUUCGAUCUCAUGCUCGGACAAGAGGGUUUCGCAGCCGACCAUGCAUCGGUUGCUGACGAUACGGUGGUUGUCUCUACGCACGGGCCGGAGGGCUCUCAGCUGCAUACGUUUACUAAGACAGGAGCGAGAAUUAUCCGAGGCAACUCGUGGAACGUUGAAGGAGAAGUCACAUGCGUGUCGCUCUUCACAGCCUCAAAUAACGCUUUCGUCAUCGCAGGCUCCGUUCUGGACGGGGUAUCUCGAAUAUCAGCGUACUCCACGGAUGGGAUACUGGCCGCUUCUGAGGCGCUUGUGCGACACACAGACAAGGAUCCUGAUUUCGAGCCUCUGACGAGCAUUUGCGUCGCAAGUCAGGACCGAGGUGAUGUGCACAUAGUCGCAGGGACGAGAUGCGGCCACCUCCUACGCGUCACAAUCUUUGCCUCGGGGCUUGAGCGUGUCACAUGGUCUGCUGAGACGAUUGGAGUGGCACCUGUAGAGGUAUACCCUUGCUCCGGCCCAUUCGAUGGCACUACUGCGGCGCUCAUGUGCUGCGACAACAACUUGUCCAUAAUGAUGGACUUCUCAGCAAAAUCCGGAACGUUCCGCAAAAAGCAUUAUAUCUGGCUGACGGAUGCUAAUGACGCGUCAAUGUCGCCACCCGCUGUGCAUUCCGUCGCGAGCCUGUCACUGAACCUCUCGGGGUAUCCCGGGCAUAUGUCUCUCAUGAUUCAAGCGGGCUCCAGGUUGCUUCUAGCGGAAAUAUGGCCCCAUGUCGGGCCAGUGCCCAGAAGCAUACCUGUCGGAGGCACCCCAACUAGAAUCAUAUACUCACAUACAUGGAAUUGCCUGGUAGUGGCCCUGCUCCAAGGAGACCGACCUACCUUGGCCUUUGUCGAUCCGGACUCCGGCGAAACCCUGUCGGUGCCAUCAGACAAGGACCACAACCCUUCAGACUUCGUUUCAGGACUUGGCUAUCCUGGCGACAGGAUAUAUGGCCUAUACGAGUGGCUGUAUGUCAAGGACGGCAGGACAUUUGCCUUCAUUCUUGUUGCGACGAAGGACGGGAGGCUCCUCAUAAUUUCCGUCAAUAGGGUCAAGGCGCGAGCGGGCGAUGGCCAGGUCAAACGAUUGCACUACUGGACGCGGUACAAGAAGGUUCUCGGGGAGCCGAUAUACUCGAUUGUCGGUGAUGAUCUUGGGAUCAUUUAUUGUGUCGACAAGGUUGUGCAUUGGGAGGUGCUCGACUUGGUGGAGAAGAAGCUGAGGCCGAUGGGUGCAUACCGGCUGGACUCACCUGCAACGUCUCUCCAAGUGGUGCAGGGCCACAUCUUUGCCCUGACCACGCUCCAUUCGCUCGAAAUCAUCGACUACAAGACAAGUGGCACGGGAGACAUGGCACUCAUUCAUUCUGAUCGGAUCACCCGGAGGACAACACACAUGAUUGGCGCUGGUCCUUUGUCUGACCGACCCGACCGUUGGCCGGUGACUCUGCUCUCGGACCAGAGAGGCGGCAUCGCAGGGAUUUGGAUUCCCUGGCACCAGCGCUACAAGGAGUUUAAGGUGGUCUUUGAGGGGCUGCUCCCGACAGCGGUGAGGCGAUUUGUUGCGCUGCGAGGCAAACCCCUGUGGCUGGCAGACGGACGUGAGACUCUGUACGGUACAGUGCCAUGCACGAGCUAUGGGGCCGACAUAGUAGGGGUUUCACUGGACGGCUCGCUGCAGCACUUCACGCUGCUCGACUUCGACCUGUGGCGGUUCCUUUACUUGAUACAGAGCAUGGCCCGCCGCAGCCCUCAGGUCUGCUCAGUAGCGAUAACACCGGCGCCGGGCAACUCUGGCCGCGGCGGCGGGGAUGAGACGUUGGAGGACAACUACGACUGGGACGGCGAACUGGGCGAGCUGGAGCCAAGCCUGCAUCCGGGGCUCAUGCACAUCGACGGGGAUAUUCUAGAGCGGUGCCUCCAACGGCGGGCCCUGGAGGAACUCGUACAGGACGCCGGUAGGUUUCGCCUGUUCUGUCAGUACCUGGACCGGCUGGAAGGCGGGCGCCACACGAGAGGCUUCGAGGCCGACUCGACGGGAGACGAAGAGAGACGCGGCAGAUAUUUGGGGUUGGCAUAUGAAAUUCUGGCCUACUUGUUAGACGUGGUCAUGUAA
Messenger RNA from Purpureocillium lilacinum, 4035 nucleotides. The record is from RefSeq and is a predicted model, not a curated record. Lineage: Eukaryota; Fungi; Ascomycota; Sordariomycetes; Hypocreales; Ophiocordycipitaceae.